Messenger RNA from Rhizopus microsporus ATCC 52813, 1097 nucleotides. Its product is annotated as Cut8-domain-containing protein. The record is from RefSeq and is a predicted model, not a curated record. The transcript is spliced from 6 exons. Gene Ontology annotation, cellular component: nucleus. Gene Ontology annotation, biological process: proteasome localization; nuclear protein quality control by the ubiquitin-proteasome system. Bases 82 to 927 code for a protein of 281 amino acids. Lineage: Eukaryota; Fungi; Mucoromycota; Mucoromycetes; Mucorales; Rhizopodaceae.
CUCUCUCUCUUUUUUUUUUCCCUUUUUUAAUCACUCAUUUAUAAUUACAUUUUCAUUCUACAUAAAAUAAUAUACAUUCAUAUGCACAACUUAAACACAAGUGAAUACUCUCGAGGUCGUAAAAGAAGAAAUUCAGAAGAUGAAGAAAUGGACGACAUUUCACAUCGAUCAUUAUUAGCGGCUAGAAAGGAAUUAAAGAAACAUAAAUCAAUUCAAAAACGAACAGCGAGAAUAGCCAUUCUAGAAACAAUGGAGAAGGAGGCUCUAAUUCAUAUUAUUCAAAGCUUUUUACAUAAGCAGCCUGAGCUGAUACGAGACGUUAUGACUUAUAUUCCAGAACCUACGAUUGCUUCAGCCAUGAAUGUUUUAUUGGACAUGGAAAAGAAAUUUAUUAAUAGCUUCCCAUUUAAUAAGCAUGGUCCAGGCAGAGAUGAUUAUACGUUUUCAAGAGUGAGAGAACCCUUGGCAGACUUGAUUGAUACACUUGUUCGAUAUGCAAAUCAUUUUACAUCACCUCGAGUAUUCCCUACCACCACAUUCACUUUCCUUGAUUACGCAGCACAUAUCGCUCAUCGAUUACCUGUUUGGGAUAAUGAGAAUCAUAAUAGACUGAAACAAAACUUGUAUCAACAAUUAAAUGAGUUUUGGAAAACGGCUAUUCAGUCUACUGCAUCCAAAUUACGUGAAGGUGAAAUUUAUAGUCCCGAAUCAGUUAGCGAAUGGGCAAAGAGCCUGGCUCAACAUGAUAGCUUCACAGGUGGAUUUUAUUUUACAGAAUCUGUGCAUGAAUUUACUAGGCAGCUGGGCUUUAUGAUUGGUUUAACCACUGCCAAUGAUCUUGAAGAUAAAGCAGCAACACCCGUGUGCCAUCUUGCUCCUUUAGAAACCACCUUUACUUCGACCUCUGUUGUAGGCGAUAGAAGAUAAGCAAUAAUAACAUUUCUUUUUAUGGAACAAAUACAAUUGAUACAAGCAUACACACGCACAAACACACAAACAAACGGCAUUCCUUUAUUAUAUAUCUUCCCCUUUUUUAUUUUAUGAACUAAAUACAGUUUUUUAAGCUAAAAUGUGACGAUUCAAAAAAAUAAGUUAGA